AUGGUUGCUAUGUUUCAAGAAGACAAUGGAACAUCCUCUGUAGCUUCAUCACCACUCCAAGUCUUCUCAACCAUGUCACUCACAAGACCAACUCUCCUCCCUUCUCCCUCCUCACCGUUUCACUCCCUCAAAGACCUCAAACCAGAGGAGCGUGGUCUCUACUUGAUCCACCUCCUGCUAACUUGCGCCAACCACGUGGCAUCAGGCAGCCUCCAAAACGCAAACGCAGCUCUCGAGCAGCUCUCUCUUCUCUCUUCCCCUGACGGCGACACCAUGCAGCGAGUGGCAGCUUACUUCACCGAAGCGUUAGCUAACAGAAUCCUCAAGUCUUGGCCUGGUCUCUACAAGGCCCUUAACGCAACUCAGACAAGGACCAACAAUGUCUCCGAGGAGGUUCAUGUCAGGAGGUUGUUCUUUGAUAUGUUCCCUAUACUCAAAGUGUCUUACUUGCUCACUAACCGAGCUAUACUCGAGGCUAUGGAAGGUGAGAAGAUGGUUCAUGUGAUUGAUCUUGAUGCUUCAGAGCCUGCUCAAUGGCUUGCUUUGAUUCAAGGUUUUAACUCUAGGCCUGAAGGUCCACCACAUUUGAGGAUCACUGGUGUUCAUCACCAGAAGGAAGUGCUUGAUCAAAUGGCUCAUAGACUCAUCGAGGAGGCAGAGAAACUCGAUAUCCCUUUUCAGUUUAAUCCCGUUGUGAGUAGUUUAGAGUGCUUAAACAUUGAGCAGUUGCGUGUUAAGACAGGAGAGGCCUUAGCUGUUAGCUCGGUUCUUCAGCUGCAUAACUUCUUGGCCUCGGAUGAUGAUUUCUUGAAAAAGAACAACAACAAUGGGCACAGUCCGAGUGGUGACUCGGCUUCAUCUUUGCCUUUCUCUAGCUCAAGAAGGAUCGACAGAUUCCUCAAUGCUAUUUGGGGGUUGUCUCCAAAGAUCAUGGUGGUCACUGAGCAAGACUCAGACCACAACGGCUCCACGGUGAUGGAGAGACUGUUAGAAUCCCUCUACACCUACGCAGCUUUGUUUGAUUGCUUAGAAACAAAAGUUCCAAGAACGUCUCAAGAAAGGAUGAAAGUGGAGAAGAUGCUUUUCGGAGAGGAGAUCAAGAGCAUCAUAGCAUGUGAAGGAUCUGAGAGAAGGGAAAGACAUGAGAAGCUAGAGAAAUGGAGUCAGAGGAUUGAUUUGGCCGGUUUUGGGAAUGUUCCUCUUAGUUAUUAUGCGAUGUUGCAGGCUAGGAGGUUGCUUCAAGGCUAUGGUUUUGAUGGGUAUAGGAUCAAAGAAGAGAGUGGGUGUGCAGUGAUUUGCUGGCAAGAUAGACCUCUAUACUCGGUUUCAGCCUGGAGAUGCAGGAAGUGA
This is a messenger RNA of Eruca vesicaria subsp. sativa (arugula), 1350 nucleotides long. Lineage: Eukaryota; Viridiplantae; Streptophyta; Magnoliopsida; Brassicales; Brassicaceae. The record is from the annotation of a GenBank genome assembly.